AUGGGUAAAACAAAAAACAAGGGUGCUAAGAAAGAAACGAGCCAAGCACCAGCAACAAAAUCCUCCAACACCAAAGCGGCCUCGAAGUCGCCUGCGACCUCAAUCAUCACAGUCACCACAACUUCUGCUUUAGCCAAAGAUCCAACAAUCGGUUACAGAGUCCGAGUCCUUCUAUAUGACUUCAUCAAUGUCAUGAAAGACCCCAAUUCCGAGAAACGCAUCAAUUCCACAACCGACGAAUACUAUAUCAGCGAUCCGUAUUUCGACGAGACCCAAGCUGCGACGCUCAAAGCUGCAAUUGUAGAUGUCGACCUUAGUGAGCUUGAUGAGGCUGAUGAUAUGGUUCAACUAUCACAAGGGCAGAGCUUCGAAACCGCGGUUCGAGCUGUGCUGAGCAAUUUCAUUGAUAAACGACGCGCGAGCGGCGAUGCUCGACCGUGCGGGCCACAUCACCUCGCUCCUAUGUAUGCGAGGUUCUUUGGAGUUGAUAUGGACGAGUUGAAGGAUGGCAAGUUCUUGGGUCGGUUGAGGAGAGCAGGAGUAUGA
Fusarium sp. VM40 is the source of this 546-nucleotide messenger RNA. The record is from the annotation of a GenBank genome assembly. NCBI's taxonomy places the organism in Eukaryota, Fungi, Ascomycota, Sordariomycetes, Hypocreales, Nectriaceae.